UGUUGGAUUCGACUAUGUCAAAACACUUAUAGCACCAUCGCACGCUCUUGAAGCAGCAUCGUGGAACCCGUCUCUCUAUAGGAACCUGAAACAUCUGAUGAUCUCUUUCUCAUCAGACGGAAGACAAUCCCAGACAACCAGACUCAAGCGCAUCUUCUCCCCACUAGCAAUGCCCCUGACCCCGCGGUUUCCUCCUCAGCUGACGUCUCUCACAAUGACAAAACUCUGGAGAAUUGACGUACCUUUGCUGAAAACUAUUGCAUCUGUGUUCCCUUCUGUGAAGAUUUUGCACCUCAGUUGCUCGGAACAGCUAGACGUCUCUUGCUGCUGGGCUUGCUUUGAAGAAAGCUCAACUGCAGUUGUGCACUCGCCAAUUCCGAACUACUUCAAUGACAUCACGAAAUUGACGGACAACUUCGCGGAUUCAUUGGAACCACUAACCCAGUUGACUGAUCUUCACCUUGGCAUCUUUCUUUCAGACGAGGAAAUGGUGGAAAAGCACAUCGAGCACUACGACACCCCAUUGACCUUCGACCUAUACGCUCCGAACAGCGUUCAUCAACUGGAAACCGAGACUACCACUGGACUCAUAUCCUAUUCAGUGGACCAACAUGACAAAAAAGAAGAGACUCACUUCGGAGCUUGUACCGAAGAUCUACCCUUUCCUCACGGCCCGGAGCUCUGCCGUACAUGCAAGCUCAUCGGAUCCGCCUCCAAGGUACGCACACGAGAGCUGGAGGCAAGUCUCGCGCUCGCAAGGAAAAUCAAGACAUUACGCACGGUCGGUUGGAGUUCGUUCUUCACAUCACAGGUUUUCGAGCCAGACGACAACAAGGUCGGCGAUUGGGGUAGGAGGACUACGGCCUACAUUCUACGCGCGAAUGGGAGGGUGCGGGUGCGUAGGAGACCCUGGUGACGCAUAAUUUUGCAGUCGAAUAAGCAAACGUUUCACACCCAAACCAUGGAAACAUUGUAGCA
Messenger RNA from Suillus subaureus, 978 nucleotides. RefSeq lists its product as uncharacterized. NCBI's taxonomy places the organism in Eukaryota, Fungi, Basidiomycota, Agaricomycetes, Boletales, Suillaceae. The coding region runs from base 98 to 916 and encodes 272 amino acids. The record is from RefSeq and is a predicted model, not a curated record. The transcript is spliced from 4 exons.